Volvox carteri f. nagariensis is the source of this 8352-nucleotide messenger RNA. RefSeq names its product vitamin B12 dependent methionine synthase (gene metH). NCBI's taxonomy places the organism in Eukaryota, Viridiplantae, Chlorophyta, Chlorophyceae, Chlamydomonadales, Volvocaceae. The coding region runs from base 1 to 8352 and encodes 2783 amino acids. The transcript has 18 exons. Gene Ontology annotation, molecular function: methionine synthase activity; zinc ion binding; cobalamin binding. Gene Ontology annotation, biological process: pteridine-containing compound metabolic process. The record is from RefSeq and is a predicted model, not a curated record.
AUGAAACUCGGACAAGCCUUUGACACGUUAUGGAGGUAUCCUAUACAUGUCAUCUUGGCUGUUGUGGCUUCGGCGGCGUGCGGAGCAGCGGCGUGGCCUGUUUUGCUGCCGCUGAUUGCAAGUCUGUCCGUGAUCGCAAUCCCAGCGUUUGCGCUUGCAGCGCAGCGCGCAAUAAAGCAGCCCAUCGCGGAGCCCGCCGAGGAGGUCGCAGUAAGCGUCGGCACUGCGGAGGCGCGAAUUUGUGGCCAUGACGCCGGGGCUGAGGAGCCGGAGGCGGCGACGGCUGCCUCCGCCGGAGCCAGCGAAGCACCCGUGGUUCAGCAGCCUGCAGUGCAUGCCCAGUUGGAUAAGCUGCUCCGGGAGCGCAUCAUCUUCAUUGAUGGCGCUAUGGGCACGCAGGUGCAAAAGUACAAGCUUCAGGAGGAGGAUUUCCGUGGCGAGCGGUAUGCCAACCACAGCCACGAGCUCAAGGGCAACAACGACGUGCUGGUUAUUACCCGGCCGGACGUGAUCGGCGAGAUCCACACGGCGUACCUGGAGGCAGGGGCUGACAUUAUUGAGACCAACACUUUCAAUGGCACAUGCAUUAGCCAGGCGGACUACGAGCUGCAGGCGGAUGAGGAGGUCGCUCUCAUCAACCGCACGGCGGCCCAACUUGCCAAAAAGUGCGUCAAGGACUUCCUUGCAGCCCAUCCGGAGAGCGGCCCGCGCUUCGUGGCGGGCGCCAUCGGGCCCACCAACAAGACCCUCAGCGUGUCGCCCAGCGUGGAGAACCCAGCAUUCCGCGGCAUCACGUACGAUGAGGUGGUGGAUGCGUACUACAAGCAGAUUGAGGCGCUGUACGAGGGCGGCGUUGACAUGUUCCUUGUUGAGACCAUCUUCGACACGCUGAACGCCAAGGCGGCCGUGUUUGCGCUGGAGCAAUUCUUCACGGACCGUGGUGUGCGUGUGCCCGUGUUCAUCAGCGGGACCAUCGUCGACAACAGCGGCCGCACGCUGAGCGGCCAAACCAACGAGGCGUUCUGGAACAGCAUCAACCACGCCAAGCCCAUGGCUGUGGGCCUCAACUGCGCUCUUGGCGCCAGCGAUAUGCUCAAGUACAUCGCCAACCUGAGCGCCUGCGCGGACUGCUACGUGCUGUGCUACCCGAACGCGGGCCUGCCGAAUGCCAUGGGCGGUUACGACCAGAAGGGCGGGGAGAUGGCGGAGGAGAUCCGGCCGUUCUGCGAGGCUGGGCUGGUCAAUGCCAUCGGCGGCUGCUGCGGCACGGGUCCGGAGCACAUCGCGGCCAUUAAGGCGAUGGCGUCUGCGUACCCACCUCGCAAGCCGCCGGCGACUGAGCCGCUGAUGCGCAUCAGUGGCUUGGAGCCUCUGAACUACAACCCAGACCCUGCCAACAUGCGCCGGACCUUCCUCAAUAUCGGGGAGCGGUGCAACGUGGCGGGCAGCAUCCUGUUCAAGAAGGCCAUCAUCAACAACGAUUACGAAAAGGCCGUGGCCAUCGCGCUGCAGCAGGUUCAGCAGGGUGCGGACGUAUUGGAUAUUAACAUGGACGACGGCCUGAUCGACGGGGUUGCGGCUAUGACCCGUUUCGUGAACCUGCUGGUCAGCGACCCUGAGAUCAGCCGGGUUCCGUUCAUGAUUGACAGCAGCAAGUUCCAUAUUGUGGAGGCCGGUUUGAAGUGCAGCCAGGGCAAGUGCAUCGUUAACAGCAUCAGCUUGAAGGAGGGCGAGGAGGCAUUCUGCAAGCAGGCGGAGAUCGUGAAGCGUCACGGCGCUGCUGUAGUGGUCAUGGCUUUCGAUGAGCAGGGCCAGGCAGCCGGCUAUGCCGACAAGGUCCGGAUCUGCUGCCGUGCGUACAAGCUCCUGGUAGAGCAGGUGGGCUUCAACCCGCAGGAUAUUAUUUUCGACCCCAAUAUCCUCACCAUCGGCACGGGCCUGCCGGAGCACAACAACUAUGCGGUGGACUUUAUCCGCGCAACCCGCGAAAUCAAGCGGCUGUGCCCGGGCGCCAAGAUCAGCGGCGGCGUCAGCAACAUCGCGUUCAGCUUCCGCGGAAACGAGGCGGUCCGUCGCGCCUUCCACAGCGCCUUCCUGCUGCAUGCUUGCGCUGCUGGCAUGGAUAUGGGCAUUGUCAAUGCGGCACAGGUGAAGGAGGACGCUUACGACAAGAUCGACAAGGAGCUGCUGGAGUUCGUGGAGGAUGUGCUGCUAAACAGGCGUGAUGAUGCCACCGAGCGCAUGCUGGAGUUUGCGGCGACGCUGGACCCAAAGAGCCCUCCAACUAACGUCCGGCGCCUGAACAGCCAGCAGCCCUCCGGCCCCAAGAUUACACCGCGGUUGAACCCCAUUCCGAAGGGCUUCGACCCGUUGGCGCCGGACAGUGACCUGCCGCCGGUUCCAUCCUACAAGGCGUGCAUUGAAAAGCGCCAGGAGUCCCCUGUGUUUGGGCAGUUGGAUAAGCUGCUCCGGGAGCGCAUCAUCUUCAUUGAUGGCGCUAUGGGCACGCAGGUGCAAAAAUACAAGCUUGAGGAGGAGGAUUUCCGUGGCGAGCGGUAUGCCAACCACAGCCACGAGCUCAAGGGCAACAACGACGUGCUGGUUAUUACCCGGCCGGACGUGAUCGGCCAGAUCCACACGGCGUACCUGGAGGCAGGGGCUGACAUCAUUGAGACCAACACUUUCAAUGGCACAUGCAUCAGCCAGGCGGACUACGAGCUGCAGGCGGAUGAGGAGGUCGCUCUCAUCAACCGCACGGCGGCCCAACUUGCCAAAAAGUGCGUCAAGGACUUCCUUGCAGCCCAUCCGGAGAGCGGCCCGCGCUUCGUGGCGGGCGCCAUCGGGCCCACCAACAAGACCCUCAGCGUGUCGCCCAGCGUGGAGAACCCAGCAUUCCGCGGCAUCACGUACGAUGAGGUGGUGGAUGCGUACUACAAGCAGAUUGAGGCGCUGUACGAGGGCGGCAUUGACAUGUUCCUUGUUGAGACCAUCUUCGACACGCUGAACGCCAAGGCGGCCGUGUUUGCGCUGGAGCAAUUCUUCACGGACCGUGGCGUGCGUGUGCCCGUGUUCAUCAGCGGGACCAUCGUCGACAACAGCGGCCGCACGCUGAGCGGCCAAACCAACGAGGCGUUCUGGAACAGCAUCAACCACGCCAAGCCCAUGGCUGUGGGCCUCAACUGCGCUCUUGGCGCCAGCGAUAUGCUCAAGUACAUCGCCAACCUGAGCGCCUGCGCGGACUGCUACGUGCUGUGCUACCCGAACGCGGGGCUGCCGAAUGCCAUGGGCGGUUACGACCAGAAGGGCGAGGAGAUGGCGGAGGAGAUCCGGCCGUUCUGCGAGGCUGGGCUGGUCAAUGCCAUCGGCGGCUGCUGCGGCACGGGUCCGGAGCACAUCGCGGCCAUUAAGGCGAUGGCGUCUGCGUACCCGCCUCGCAAACCGCCGGCGACUGAGCCGCUGAUGCGCAUCAGUGGCUUGGAGCCUCUGAACUACAACCCAGACCCUGCCAACAUGCGCCGGACCUUCCUCAAUAUCGGGGAGCGGUGCAACGUGGCGGGCAGCAUCCUGUUCAAGAAGGCCAUCAUCAACAACGAUUACGAAAAGGCCGUGGCCAUCGCGCUGCAGCAGGUUCAACAAGGCGCGGACGUACUGGAUAUUAACAUGGACGACGGCCUGAUCGACGGGGUUGCGGCUAUGACCCGUUUCGUGAACCUGCUGGUCAGCGACCCUGAGAUCAGCCGGGUUCCGUUCAUGAUUGACAGCAGCAAGUUCCAUAUUGUGGAGGCCGGUUUGAAGUGCAGCCAGGGCAAGUGCAUCGUUAACAGCAUCAGCUUGAAGGAGGGCGAGGAGGCAUUCUGCAAGCAGGCAGAGAUCGUGAAGCGUCACGGCGCUGCUGUAGUGAUCAUGGCUUUCGAUGAGCAGGGCCAGGCAGCCGGCUAUGCCGACAAGGUCCGGAUCUGCUGCCGUGCGUACAAGCUCCUGGUAGAGCAGGUGGGCUUCAACCCGCAGGAUAUUAUUUUCGACCCCAAUAUCCUCACCGUCGGCACGGGCCUGCCGGAGCACAACAACUAUGCGGUGGACUUUAUCCGCGCAACCCGCGAAAUCAAGCGACUGUGCCCGGGCGCCAAGAUCAGCGGCGGCGUCAGCAACAUCGCGUUCAGCUUCCGCGGAAACGAGGCGGUCCGUCGCGCCUUCCACAGUGCUUUCCUGCAGCAUGCUUGCGCUGCUGGCAUGGAUAUGGGCAUUGUCAACGCGGCACAGGUGAAGGAGGACGCUUACGACAAGAUCGACAAGGAGCUGCUGGAGUUCGUGGAGGAUGUGCUGCUUAACAGGUGUGAGAAUGCCACCGAGCGCAUGCUGGAGUUUGCGGCGACGCUGGACCCAAAGAGCCCUCCAACUAACGUCCGGCGCCUGAACAGCCAGCAGCCCUCCGGCCCCAAGAUUACACCGCGGUUGAACCCCAUUCCGAAGGGCUUCGACCCGUUGGCGCCGGACAGUGACCUGCCGCCGGUUCCAUCCUACAAGGCGUGCAUUGAAAAGCGCCAGGAGUCCCCUGUGUUUGGGCAGUUGGAUAAGCUGCUCCGGGAGCGCAUCAUCUUUAUUGAUGGCGCUAUGGGCACGCAGGUGCAAAAAUACAAGCUUGAGGAGGAGGAUUUCCGUGGCGAGCGGUAUGCCAACCACAGCCACGAGCUCAAGGGCAACAACGACGUGCUGGUUAUUACCCGGCCGGACGUGAUCGGCCAGAUCCACACGGCGUACCUGGAGGCAGGGGCUGACAUCAUUGAGACCAACACUUUCAAUGGUACAUGCAUCAGCCAGGCGGACUACGAGCUGCAGGCGGAUGAGGAGGUCGCUCUCAUCAACCGCACGGCGGCCCAACUUGCCAAAAAGUGCGUCAAGGACUUCCUUGCAGCCCAUCCGGAGAGCGGCCCGCGCUUCGUGGCGGGCGCCAUCGGGCCCACCAACAAGACCCUCAGCGUGUCGCCCAGCGUGGAGAACCCAGCAUUCCGCGGCAUCACGUACGAUGAGGUGGUGGAUGCGUACUACAAGCAGAUUGAGGCGCUGUACGAGGGCGGCAUUGACAUGUUCCUUGUUGAGACCAUCUUCGACACGCUGAACGCCAAGGCGGCCGUGUUUGCGCUGGAGCAAUUCUUCACGGACCGUGGUGUGCGUGUGCCCGUAUUCAUCAGCGGGACCAUCGUCGACAACAGCGGCCGCACGCUGAGCGGCCAAACCAACGAGGCGUUCUGGAACAGCAUCAACCACGCCAAGCCCAUGGCUGUGGGCCUCAACUGCGCUCUUGGCGCCAGCGAUAUGCUCAAGUACAUUGCCAACCUGAGCGCCUGCGCGGACUGCUACGUGCUGUGCUACCCGAACGCGGGCCUGCCGAAUGCCAUGGGCGGUUACGACCAGAAGGGCGGGGAGAUGGCGGAGGAGAUCCGGCCGUUCUGCGAGGCUGGGCUGGUCAAUGCCAUCGGCGGCUGCUGCGGCACGGGUCCGGAGCACAUCGCGGCCAUUAAGGCGAUGGCGUCUGCGUACCCGCCUCGCAAACCGCCGGCGACUGAGCCGCUGAUGCGUAUCAGUGGCUUGGAGCCACUGAACUACAACCCAGACCCUGCCAACAUGCGCCGGACCUUCCUCAAUAUCGGGGAGCGGUGCAACGUGGCGGGCAGCAUCCUGUUCAAGAAGGCCAUCAUCAACAACGAUUACGAAAAGGCCGUGGCCAUCGCGCUGCAGCAGGUUCAGCAGGGUGCGGACGUAUUGGAUAUUAACAUGGACGACGGCCUGAUCGACGGGGUUGCGGCUAUGACCCGUUUCGUGAACCUGCUGGUCAGCGACCCUGAGAUCAGCCGGGUUCCGUUCAUGAUUGACAGCAGCAAGUUCCAUAUUGUGGAGGCCGGUUUGAAGUGCAGCCAGGGCAAGUGCAUCGUUAACAGCAUCAGCUUGAAGGAGGGCGAGGAGGCAUUCUGCAAGCAGGCGGAGAUCGUGAAGCGUCACGGCGCUGCUGUAGUGGUCAUGGCUUUCGAUGAGCAGGGCCAGGCAGCCGGCUAUGCCGACAAGGUCCGGAUCUGCUGCCGUGCGUACAAGCUCCUGGUAGAGCAGGUGGGCUUCAACCCGCAGGAUAUUAUUUUCGACCCCAAUAUCCUCACCGUCGGCACGGGCCUGCCGGAGCACAACAACUAUGCGGUGGACUUUAUCCGCGCAACCCGCGAAAUCAAGCGACUGUGCCCGGGCGCCAAGAUCAGCGGCGGCGUCAGCAACAUCGCGUUCAGCUUCCGCGGAAACGAGGCGGUCCGUCGCGCCUUCCACAGCGCCUUCCUGCAGCAUGCUUGCGCUGCUGGCAUGGAUAUGGGCAUUGUCAACGCGGCACAGGUGAAGGAGGACGCUUACGACAAGAUCGACAAGGAGCUGCUGGAGUUCGUGGAGGAUGUGCUGCUUAACAAGUGCGAGAAUGCAACGGAGCGUAUGCUGGAAUUCGCUGCUCUCCUUGAGCCCAAAUGCAAGCCCACGGCGGUGGUGAAGAAAGGUGCGACUCAGGGAGCGGCGGGCGCUGGUGCCAAGAAGGAGGAGUCGUGGAGGGAUUUGCCCGUGGAGAAGCGCAUUGAGUACGCGCUUGUAAAGGGCAUUGAUGAGUUUGCAGUCGUGGACACCGAGGAAGCGAGGACGUGUGGCAGGUAUACGAAGCCGCUGCAUGUCAUUGAGGGCCCACUGAUGGACGGCAUGAACGUUGUCGGCGACCUUUUCGGUGCGGGCAAGAUGUUCCUACCCCAGGUGAUUAAGUCCGCACGCGUCAUGAAGAAGGCGGUUGGACACCUCGUGCCCUUCAUCGAGGAGGAGAAACGUCUGAGCGGCACGGUCGGCGAGGACUCGAAUGCGGGGGUGUUUGUGCUGGCAACGGUGAAGGGCGACGUGCAUGACAUCGGGAAGAACAUUGUGGGCGUGGUGCUUGGCUGCAACAAUUUCAAGGUGAUCGACCUGGGUGUGAUGACGCCGUGGGACGUCAUCCUAGACGCUGCGGAGAAGCAUAAGGCCAAUAUUAUAGGUUUGUCGGGCCUCAUCACCCCUUCGCUGGACGAGAUGGUUACCGUGGCCAAGAAGAUGGAGGAGCGGGGCCUGAAGACACCGUUGCUGAUCGGCGGCGCGACUACAUCCAAGAUGCACACCGCCGUUAAGAUCGCACCCGUGUACAGCGGCCCUGUGGUGCACGUGCUGGACGCGUCGCGCAGUGUGCCGGUUUGCCAGGCUUUCGUUGAUAAGAACCUGACACAACGACAGGAAUUUAUUUCGGAGGUGGCCGAGCAGUACGCGGAGCUGCGCGAGGAAUUUUACGCGUCCUUGGAGGACCGGAAGUACUUGAGCUUGGCAGAGGCGCGGAAGCGGGCCUUUGCCGUGGACUGGAAGGACCCGAUCAACACGCCUUUCAAGCCCAAGGUCCUUGGGAACACGGUCUUCACGGAGUACCCCAUAGAGGACGUACUGCCGUACAUUGACUGGAACCCGUUCUUUCAAGUGUGGCAGCUACGCGGCCGCUACCCAAACCGAGGCUUCCCACGCAUCUUUAACGACGCCACCGUUGGUGCGGAGGCUAAGAAGCUGUACGAGGAGGCCCAGGUUAUGCUGAACGACUUUGUGAAGAAUAAACGCGUGACGCUCAAGGCUGUGGUGGGCUUGUACCCGGCAGCCGCUGUGGGUGAUGACAUUGAGGUGUACACGGACGAGUCGCGCAGCAGCGUCAAGGCGCGGCUGGCAGGGUUGCGGCAGCAGGCGGAGAAGGAUGGCGUGGAGCCCUAUUACUGCAUUUCGGAUUUUGUGGCCCCCAAGGGCAGCGGCCUUGAGGACUAUGUCGGGAUGUUUGCAUGCUCGGCAGGCCACGGCUUGGAGGAGGUGAUUGCCGGCUUUAAGGCCGCCGGGGACGACUACAGCUACAUUAUGGCGGAGGCGCUGGCGGACCGCCUGGCGGAGGCGCUGGCGGAGCGGUUGCACGAGCUGGUACGUCGCGAUUACUGGGGCUACGCGGCGGACGAGCAGAUGAGCGUGGACGACAUGCUUAAGGUCAAGUACCAGGGCAUCCGUCCCGCACCGGGUUACCCGUCUCAGCCCGACCACACAGAGAAGCUGACCAUGUGGGGGCUGCUGGACGCGGAGGCCACAACCGACAUCAAGCUGACCGAGUCGCUGGCCAUGUGGCCAGCGGCGAGCGUCAGCGGCCUCUAUUUCGGCGGCCGUUGUUCGUCGUACUUUGCCGUCGGUAAGAUCACGCGCGAGCAGGUGGAAGACUAUGCGGUGCGCAAGAAUAUGGACAUCAAGGAUGCGGAACGCUGGUUGGCAACUAUGCUUAACUACGAGCCAUGA